Messenger RNA from Mesorhabditis spiculigera, 158 nucleotides. NCBI's taxonomy places the organism in Eukaryota, Metazoa, Nematoda, Chromadorea, Rhabditida, Rhabditidae. The record is from the annotation of a GenBank genome assembly.
ACGCCCUCCAAGAAGCGUGGACGUCCCAAGAGCUAUACGGUCAGUUAAAGAAGACGCAGGGUGUCCCGAAACAAAACCGACGCCGAGGGCGCUGCAACUGGUGCGUCUACCAGGAAUGGAUCGCCAAAGGCUUCAAAGAAAAAGUCCCGCCGGCCGCC